Messenger RNA from Durusdinium trenchii, 4480 nucleotides. NCBI's taxonomy places the organism in Eukaryota, Dinophyceae, Suessiales, Symbiodiniaceae. The record is from the annotation of a GenBank genome assembly.
AGGACAGUUUCUGUGGCUCGUGUGACAGCUGGGAGGAAGUAGGAUCAGGGCCGCUAGAACCUGAUGCCGCCGCGCACGAGGUCACGGAUGGAGCUGGUGCCAAGCGAGGUCGCGCCAGCUGUGAGCGAUGAUGCUUCCUUCCAGCUGGCUUCAAGCUGUGCCAAUGGCAUGAGCAAGCAGGAUCUGGGGAAGGAGCUGGCAGCAGCUGGGACUUGGCAGGCACCGAAUCCGACCGGCAUGCGCUUCACCAGCCGAGGGUUCCGGCAUUCGCAACGACACUGAGGGCAUGGCGGGUGAGUUAGACCUUUGGAAGAAUGCCGUGCUUCGUUUGUUGGCGACCCCACAUCAGAGGCCCCUGGCAGCCGCCAACGCUUUGAGGGCUUUGGGAGCUGCUGGCUUUGAAGCGCGGCCCUCGUGUCCCAAACAGCUAGAGACUCUCUGCUGGUUGUUGGAUGUCACUGGCAGCCGUCGGGCGCCACCUGGCGAUGCGGUGGACAAAGGCAUCCGCUGGCGGGCAUGUGCUAUCCUUGAUGGCUUUCUCCGGGCAUUGUCAAGCCAAGGCUUUGCAAAACUCCCGGAAGAGCUACAACGUUGCUGCAUGUCCGUCCUAUUGGCCCGAUGUUCAGACCGCUGUGCCGACGUGCGCCACGUGGCCAGUGAAGCCCUGGAAGCCCUGGGCUGUUCGACGGACAAGGAGACUCUUGAGGUCUUGCGACAGAGAGCCUUGAACGAUCGCAAUGAAUGCGUCAGGGCUGCUUGCGCCUCUGCCAUCAUAGCUCAAGGUGAUCAUGAGCACGACUGGCUGGAUUUGGAGAUUAUCACGACUGCCAGUUUAGACAUGGCGCCACGGGUCCGUCGGCGCUUGCUGACGCACCUGGCACGCCUGGAUCGUUGGAAAGGGCGAGCUUCCUUGCAAACUGCCUGGCGGGAGGCAGUCUUGCGUGGAUUGGAGGAUCGUGUUCGUUCUGUGCGGCUGGCCGCUGUGCGAUGCUUUGUAGCUGAUGUGCAGCAGCUCGGAGACAGGGCCUUAUUGCUGGACGACGCAGAGCUCACUGCAGGAUCAACUAUGCGAAUGGUCAAUGGCAUCGUGGCCGUGGUGAACCAGCCGAACGGGCUCUUUGAGGAAAUAGAGGAGGGCUCCUCAUCUCGUGCUUUGCGGCAGCUUUUGCAUUGCUUCGAUCCAGUCAAGAGCAUUGAGAUCGCCUCUUCUCCGGAUGCCACGAUGGGACAAGUGCUGUGGGCGCGUAUCACCGUGACCCUGGGGACCUUGCUGGGCGAUGCUCCCAAUGCAGGGCACAUGGUGGCUGAGAUGCAAGACUGCAUGAGCAUGUUGCAAGGCUGCAAUCCGGAACACCUUGCACAGGUGCACUUCAAGCUCUGCCAGUGGUUGAACUGUGCUCUCGUCUGUCAGAUGCCUCCCGCUUCACCUGGUCGUCACGCCUUAGCACAUGCUGCUGGAGCGGCACUCCAGGUCUCGUCGGUGGACUUCGCGAGCACAGCGCUUCUUGAAGAUGGUGUAUUCCCGGGAAGCCUCCUGGGAGACGAGUGGCCGCGAGAACGACCGAGCUUCGAGCUGGCCAUCCUUCUCCUGCGGCGUGUGGCAGCCGAGGGUGCUGCUUCUGCAGAAGGAAAGCAGGCGGCAGCUGUUACUGAGGUUUGGUUCUCCAACUUUGCAGCUGCCAUUUUCCACAGCUUGAAGCAGGUGCAAGAUGAGGCAGAACAGGUGCUUCUUGAAAGAGAGGAUGAGGUGGAGCAAAUUCGGCAGGAUCUCGAAGACAGGCGCUGGGCGCAGGCGAGCUUUGCCCAAAAGGCUUUGGACUGUGAGUCCAAGAACGAGAAGGCACUAGAGGAGAAGCAUGCAGAGAUAGAGGCGGCACGUGAACAGCGAAACCACUGCUGCCUUCGUGCGCUGCUGUUGGCCACCGGCUGGCUGCGUUACAGCCGCUGCCCGCUGCAGCGAGACUCCAAGCAAAGCCAGCUGCUGGACAUGGUCUUGCUGCCUGUCGUGCAAAGCAAGCAGCCCUUGAACAACCAGGUGGCUGCGAUCCAUGGAAUCGCCAUUUAUGCAUCCAAGAGCCAGGAGCACGCCUUGGCGCACUGGGACUUCUUUCGGGGCCUUUUGGAGGCACAGUCCGAGCUUGGAGAGUUGGCUUCCCUUCGACUGGCGGAGCUUUCAGUACACUUCAUUUGUGACGUGCUCUUGCUAUAUCCAUCUGCUCUGGAGCCAAAGCGAGAGCAAGCCUGCCUUGCGUUGGCCAGGCUCUUGAUCUCGUUGGAGGAAAAGAACGCGAAGCCUGGGCGGAAAGCACUUCAUCAUUUGCGAGCUGCACUUUGGGACCGGAUUUGCUGCGUGGCCUUGCGAGGGUCCUUGGAGGGUGCGGCUGGUGCAUGGCUUUUGGGGAAAGCGCUGGAGGUUUGCUGCUCCCGGUUUCCAUCGAACGAGAAUGAUGGCAAGCUCCAGCUUCAGAGACCAACCAAACGAAGGCGAAUCGAAGAGGCCUAUACGUCCCUGGGCCAGAUGGAAGUCUCUCCGGCAGAGGAAGGAGAUCUCGUCCACCGAGAUGAUCUCGGUAGUGUUCGUUUGCACACUCGCCGAGCGGUGCUGUGCACCCGUUUGCUUCGCUUCUUUGCCACCUUACCGCUGAUCUCGGCCGGGCACGCUGCGUUGCUGGUCCAGGCCAUGGAAGCUUUCUUGGCCGCACGACUCUACAUGAGUGGUGCUGGUGGCUCGACCCGAUCGGCCACGGCUUCGCGUGCGGUGCGCUUGGUGCAGGUUCGUUUGGGCCGAGCCAAGGACAGCUUGGCAGCAGAAGGCUGCGAGGUUGCCCAGCUGCAGUUGUACGUCAUCAGGUCUGUGGCUGCUGCCAUGUUGUCCGCCCCACAGGCGCAGGUGAAAGGAUUGGCUGAUGCUCUAGGGGCGGCCAUUCUGGCUGCGGCUGGUGGAGGACCUUGUUUCAGUUGGGCUGGCGAACGUGCCGAGAUGCUGCGAGACGCGACUCGAUCUUUGCUUCGAGAAUGGUCGCCUGCGACAACUGCAAAGUCUGUGGCCAUGCUCUUGGAAGAGAUUUACACUCCAGGUCGUGUCUCCGUGGGGCUUGGCAGGGAAUUUGCCCAGGAAGCGCUGGACAAAGCGGCCGACUUCCGACAUGACCUAGCUGCUCUGGGGUUGUCAAUGCCAAAUCCUGGAGUCUCACUUUCCAAGAAGUCGUCAUAUAUUCCAAGUCGAGGGAUUGGCUACUGGCAGAAGCCUGAGCCGAAGCCAGAAGCUUCUGCCACCAAGUCCAAGCCAGAACCAGUGGGACCGAAGGAGGACCCAGAAGAAUGGGAGGAGCCGAGCGUUGAAUUGGUUUCUCGUUGGGAGAUCCUCGACCAUGACACUCGCCUGGCUUUGGUCCCUCGCGGAAGCAGCUUGACGAUGGGCCGACACAACAGCUGCGACAUUUGCAUUGACGACCUGGCUGUGAGCAAAAGGCAUUGUAUCAUCACGUCUUUGACAGGAAGCAAGAUUGACUCCUUGGUGCUUCGUGAUUUAUCCAGCAAUGGCACCUUUGUGAAUGGCGUUCACUUGAAGAGCGGGGAAGAGCUUGGACUGAGUGAUGGAGAUCGGAUCACCUUGGCAUCGCGAGAAAGCCAGGCUUUCGAAGUCCGAUUGUGUCAGAUCGAGCUCAAGAAGGUGAAUGUUGAGAAGGUCAAGGCGCAGAUGGAAUCGAAGAAGGAAGUAAAGGCAGAGGCAGAAGAGACACUAAAUGACACGAAGGAGAAGAAAGCAGAGGACAUUCCAAAUGAGAAGAAACACGAGGAGAAGAGUCGGCAGAAGCGGGCUUUGAAGGAGUCCUUCCCGCUCAGACGACUGCGUCGAAAGACCAAAGAUCCAACGUGGCAAGCGAUUUCUCAGGAGAAACUGGAAACACUGCCUCCUGCGCCACCUCCGGCGAUGGCAGAGAGGGAGCCGGAGGAGGACUCGGAGGAUGAUGCACAGAGCACCGCCACCGUCAAGAGUCCCUCUAAGGUGGCCAGAGUGGUGCAUCGGUCCAAGGUGGGUCAAAGCCGUCUUGUGGACCUUACAAGCGGAGAGGUUCAUCGUCUACCGGAGGAUGGUUUAGUCUCUGUGGGUCGUCGUCCAGAUUGUGAGGUGGUCAUUCCAAGAUCUGUGGUCAGCGGCCGUCAUUGUGUGCUGCUUUGCUCAGAAGGUCAUGUGCAGGUGGAGGACGUGAGCGCUAACGGUACCUUUGUGAACGAGACCCAGGUGCCAAAGGGCUUCAGCCUGCCUCAACACGUACUACUUCAUGAUGGGGACCAUAUUUUCCUGGCGCAUCGUGAUGGCCCCAGCUUGCUGUUCCUCUCUGGGGAGGCUGGAGAUGAGGUCCUGUGACGGUCUGCACAGUGAGUAGCGGGGAGCGAUGAGAUCCGCAGCAGCGGGGGAGGGUGGAGUAGCUGCUCAGGUGGCCUCUCGACCAGCCAGAUAGAUCGGUGGCCUUGC